Bombina bombina (fire-bellied toad) is the source of this 901-nucleotide messenger RNA. It is a transcript of the gene NUCB1, whose product is annotated as nucleobindin 1. Gene Ontology annotation, molecular function: calcium ion binding. NCBI's taxonomy places the organism in Eukaryota, Metazoa, Chordata, Amphibia, Anura, Bombinatoridae. Gene Ontology annotation, cellular component: extracellular exosome; endoplasmic reticulum-Golgi intermediate compartment. The record is from RefSeq and is a predicted model, not a curated record.
CAAUCUGUUACUAUGGAUACGUCAGCUACCCUUACGUCAGAGUACUGCGACUGCAUUGAUAGGUGUUCUUGUGACUGGGGUGACGUCACGAGGCGGAAGGGUGUCGUGGAAUCUAAUGAAACCAAUGCUGUGUUUCAAUUCAUUCAUAUAAAGAAAACGAGAGGUAACAGAAUGAAGAUCCAUUUGAUACUACUGUCUUGCUUUCUUGGGCUUGGUCUGACAGUGCCCAUUGAGCGUCCUACUCCAAAAAAGGAAACUGAGCCUCCUCGGGAGACUGCGGAUACUGGAUUGUACUAUGAUCGUUAUCUACGGGAGGUUAUCGAUGUCUUAGAGACAGAUGGACACUUCCGGGAAAAGCUUCAGGCAGCUAAUGCUGAUGACAUUAAGAGUGGGAAAUUAAGCAAGGAGUUGGAUUUUGUUAGUCACCAUGUCAGGACUAAAUUGGACGAGUUGAAAAGGCAGGAAGUUUCUAGGCUUCGGAUGCUGAUCAAAGCCAAAAUGGAUGCAACCAUGGAAGAAAAUGUACAGAUUGACCACGUGGCUUUGUUGAAACAGUUUGAGCACCUGGACUCCCAGAAUCAACAUACCUUUGAGGCUCGGGAUCUUGAACUGCUCAUUAAGGCUGCCACUGCAGACUUGGAGAACUACGAUGCUGCUCGCCAUGAAGAAUUCAAGCGUUAUGAGAUGUUGAAGGAGCAUGAGCGUCGUGAAUACCUCAAGUCACUAGAUGAGGAGAAGAGGAGACAAGAAGAGGCGCGCUUUGAAGAGAUGAAAAAGAAGCACAAAGAGCACCCCAAAGUCAAUGUACCAGGAAGUAAAGACCAACUGACAGAAGUGUGGGAAGAAACAGAUGGCCUGGAUCCCAAUGAAUUCAACCCUAAAACAUUUUUUAACUUGCAUG